AUGCAUCCGCGUUCUUUCUUUUUUUUCUCUUUGUAUGUCUGUCUGUCAUGCUGUCUCCUUCCCUCUCUUUCUUAUUCUAUCUUUCUGUUUGUUUGUCUGUCUGUCUGUUGCUCUCUCUCUCUCUCUUUCUCCCUCUCUCUCUCUCUCUCUCUCUCUCUCUCUCUCUCAGAGAUACAUACAAAUAUAGACUUCAUUAAAACUAGAAAAUGUUUUUUUUUCUUUCAUUGUCUUUCUCUUUCUUUCAUGUCUUAUUUCCUUCUUUCACUAGUAAGUUUAUUGAACAUUUUCUUUUCUUUCUUUCUUUUUUUUUCUUUAUCUAUCGAAAGUGUAUAUAGAAUUGCCUUGUUUCUUACGUUUUUUUUCUUUCACUUUAUUUUCUUUCUUUACUUUUCCUUUCUUUCUAAAGAAAGUGUACAGAAAAAUGUAUUUCUUUUUCUUCAGUCAUACUUCUUUAAAGGGUAUGCAAAAUUUUCUUUCACUCUUUUGUUUGCUUUCUUUCUUUUUUCGUUCUCUUUUUUUCCUUUUUCUUUCUUUCCUUCUUUUCCUUUCUUUUACUUUCUUUCUAUCCGUCUUUGUUUCUUUCUUCCUCUCUCUUACUUUCUUUCAUUCUUUCGUUUUCUUUCUUUCUUUUUUCUUUCUCAUUUUUUCCUUUUUCUUUCUUUUCUUCUUUUCCUUUCUUUUAAUUUCUUUCUAUCCGUCUUUCUUUCUUUCUUCCUCUUUCUUACUUUGUUGCUCAGUUUUUAUCCAGCACAAAUCGAAUCAGAUGACAAAAUCCAAUUUAAUUUUUCUUUUUUUUUAUAA
Molecule: messenger RNA, 801 nt
Organism: Acanthosepion pharaonis
Lineage: Eukaryota; Metazoa; Mollusca; Cephalopoda; Sepiida; Sepiidae
Source: the annotation of a GenBank genome assembly